CUUUAUAACACAUUCCUUCUGCUGAUGAGACGUCUGCCAGGGCCACAUCAAACAGUCACAUCUGAAACAAUGCAAAGGACUUCAUACGAGCAGAGAUUAAGGACCACAAACAGAACGGGGCUCCCUCAGCCAAAGAGACUACAUCAACUAGAGCUGGGUACAAGAACAUCAAGCCUGAUGCCCUGUUUAGGCAGAUCCAGCUGGAGAGCCCCCUAACUCAACCUGAGGGUAUCCUGCCACCUGCGUGUGAUUGGUGUGCAGGACCUUCCCCUCACAGUGGAAUCCAGACAGCUGGCUCCUUUUUAUGUCGGACCAUUCCAAUGCCAACAGUCAAAUCCAAAACGUUUCACUAAAAUGGACUCAAAUAACAGGAAACAAGGGGUCCCCCCCAAUCUCAUUUCAAAGAACUUGAAUGGCACAGAGCCCUGACCCCUCCCCUACCAGAAAAUGGACUGAGGAUAUGUGUGUCUGCUAAAACAUGUCUAACAUGGAUGAAGAAGUUAUGUGAGGAAUAACAUUUCUAGGCAGUAGGUGUUGGUUAACCCUACCUAGUCUUUAGAGAUGUGGGGAAAUGAGAACACAAAGGGAGAAUAAGUAUCUGGCUGCCUGUUUUUCUUAUAUCAGAUGAAAUUAAACUUUGACUUAGUCACACCAUGAAAUAGAAAAAUGAUAUCAAAGUCCAGUGCAACCAGUAUGUUUUUGCUGUGCUGCCAACAGCCAAUAAGAUCAAGCCUCUCCCUCACAAGAGAAAGGUAAGUGUUUUCAUUGGCUGAUGUUGGGAACACAAAAACAGUGUUUUAUCUUGCAAGAUCAUGAAAGCAUAGGCUGUAGCUACACAGGCUUGAGCUAGUUUGCAGAAUGGAUUCAAUCUUCUCUGUAUUUGGAUAUUUUGUUAACUGGGAUGUCAGAAGUCUGCUGCUCUUCACUGUAGUUUUCAUCCUCACUGCUGAUUAUCUUAAGAACCGUCGGCCAAACACCUACCCUCCUGGACCCAGUGCAAUUCCUAUUUUCGGCAACAUAUUCACUGUGGAUCACAACAGGCUCCAUGAGAGUAUGACACAGUUAGCAGGAAGAUAUGGAGACGUGUACAGCCUGCGAAUGGGUCAGACAUGGAUGGUGGUGUUAAACCGGUUUGAGGUUCUCAAAGAAGCUCUGGUAACUCAGGGAGACAGCCUGGUGGACCGUCCAUACCAAGCUAUAAUUGACGACGUAACUCAUGGACAAGGUGUCAUUUUCAGUAAUGGGAACAUAUGGAAGCAGCAGAGGCGUUUUGCACUUUCAACACUCAGAUAUUUUGGAUUUGGCAAGAAGUCUCUUGAACCUGUCAUCUUGGAUGAAUUUACAUAUUGUGCAAAAUACUUCAAAAGCUAUAAAGGUAAGCCACUGAAUCCACACCUCAUCAUCAGCAAUGCUAUCUCCAACAUUAUCUGCUCCCUGGUUUUUGGUCAUCGCUUUGAUUAUGGUGAUGAGUCGUUCCUGAAACUGAUGAGGUGGUUUAGUGAAGCACUCGAAAUUGAAGGAUCCAUUUGGGCACAGCUUUACAACGAAUUCCCUCUGCUGAUGAGACGUCUGCCAGGACCACAUCAGACAUUCCUGCACAUCUGGAAAGAUGUAAAGGACUUCAUACGAGUUGAGCUCAAGGAGCACAAACAGAACUGGGAUUCCUCAGACCAAAGAGACUACAUCGACUGCUACCUGAAUGAGAUUAACACGAACAAGGGACAGGCUGACAACACUUUUGAUGAAGAAAACCUGAUUAUAUGUGUCUUGAAUCUGUUUGUGGCUGGCUCUGAGACCACAUCCACCACCCUGCGCUGGGCUUUCCUCUACAUGGCAAAGUACCCCGAGAUCCAGGAAAAGGUCCAGGCUGAGAUAGACAGAGUGAUUGGACAGUCCAGACAGCCGUCCAUGGAAGAUCGUGCAAACCUGCCCUACACUGAUGCUGUUAUACAUGAGAUCCAGAGGAUGGGCAACAUAGUUCCCCUCAGCCUGCCUCAUGUCACCACCAGGGACAUCCAGCUGGGAGGCUACACCAUCCCAAAGGGAGUUACAAUAAUCCCCAAUCUGACCUCGGUGCUGUUUGACAAGACUGAGUGGGAGACGCCCGACACCUUUAACCCAGGACACUUUCUGAACAAGGAGGGCAAGUUUGUGAAGCGAGCUGCUUUCAUCCCGUUCUCUGCUGGUAAGCGAUUGUGUCUCGGUGAGAGCCUGGCCAAGAUGGAGCUUUUCCUCUUCUUCACCUCCUUCAUGCAGCACUUCACCUUCUCCAUGCCUGCGGGAGUGAAGCCUGUCAUGGAUUUCGACUUUGGCAUCACUCUGGCACCAUGUCAAUAUGAAAUAUGUGCAACCUCACGCCUAGAGUAGCUCAAACAUUGAAUAAUAUAUAUAUAUAUAUAUAUUAAAGAUCAAUAGGCUUUUCUUCCUUUGUCAAUGUGACAGGGUUUAGAUAAUUUGCCAAAAUGAUACUUGCCUUUAUUUUUUCAAUUAUGUAGAAUCAUUAUUCAAAGUUUAAUUUUUGUAUUCUCCUUGUGCCAACACCGAAAACCUUAUGUCAUGUAUUGUUUCUUUAGUGCCAGAUUUAAGUGUAAUGUGAUGUGGUUGAUCUGUCCUGUGCUGGGUUGAAGAUUUUAUUAAAAUCACCUCUGAUUUUUAAAAUUUCUAUAAGACUGAAGAACUCAGAAAAUAAUGUUGUUUCAUGGAUUUUGGGGCCCUAGAUGCUCUCAAUUGUUGUUGAUUGUUUCACUGAUAAUUUAGUGUCCUUCAAGAUCAGUUAUGGUGUGUUUAUGGAUUACAGACAUUUUUUAUGAAUCACAUUUUUACACCUUUAGUUGUUUUGGUGAUCCAAAUGUCCAUGUUUUUGUAAGUCAAAUAAAUUUUAC
Messenger RNA from Centropristis striata (black sea bass), 2882 nucleotides. RefSeq names its product cytochrome P450 2J6-like. Bases 859 to 2367 code for a protein of 502 amino acids. Lineage: Eukaryota; Metazoa; Chordata; Actinopteri; Perciformes; Serranidae. Gene Ontology annotation, cellular component: intracellular membrane-bounded organelle; cytoplasm. Gene Ontology annotation, molecular function: iron ion binding; heme binding; oxidoreductase activity, acting on paired donors, with incorporation or reduction of molecular oxygen, reduced flavin or flavoprotein as one donor, and incorporation of one atom of oxygen. The record is from RefSeq and is a predicted model, not a curated record. The transcript has 10 exons. Gene Ontology annotation, biological process: xenobiotic metabolic process.